AUGCCCAAGCGAAGAGGAAAGGGUACUCCCCGUCGCAAGGUCAAGAAGGUCCACCGCACCGCCGAUGCCGACGACAAGAAGCUCCAGGCCACCCUGAAGAAGAUGAACGUCCAGCCCAUCCAGGGUAUUGAGGAGGUCAACAUGUUCAAGGAGGACGGCAACGUCAUCCACUUCGGUGCUCCCCGCGUCCACGCCUCCGUCCCCUCCAACACCUUCGCCCUCUACGGUCACGGUGAGGAGAAGGAGCUCACCGAGCUCGUCCCCGGUAUCCUCAACCAGCUCGGCCCCGACAGUCUUGCCUCCCUCCGCAAGCUCGCCGAGUCCUACCAGAACAUGCAGAAGGCUCAGGGCCAGAAGGACGACGAGGAGGAUGACAUCCCCGACUUGGUCGAGGGUGAGAACUUCGAGAGCAAGGUCGAGUAA
Messenger RNA from Penicillium diatomitis, 423 nucleotides. Its product is annotated as nascent polypeptide-associated complex subunit family protein. Gene Ontology annotation, cellular component: cytosol; nascent polypeptide-associated complex. The coding region runs from base 1 to 423 and encodes 140 amino acids. The transcript has 3 exons. Lineage: Eukaryota; Fungi; Ascomycota; Eurotiomycetes; Eurotiales; Aspergillaceae. The record is from RefSeq and is a predicted model, not a curated record.